Passer domesticus (house sparrow) is the source of this 2303-nucleotide messenger RNA. It is a transcript of the gene IGFBP4, whose product is annotated as insulin like growth factor binding protein 4. Bases 69 to 851 code for a protein of 260 amino acids. Gene Ontology annotation, biological process: regulation of insulin-like growth factor receptor signaling pathway. Gene Ontology annotation, molecular function: insulin-like growth factor II binding; insulin-like growth factor I binding. NCBI's taxonomy places the organism in Eukaryota, Metazoa, Chordata, Aves, Passeriformes, Passeridae. Gene Ontology annotation, cellular component: extracellular region. The record is from RefSeq and is a predicted model, not a curated record. The transcript has 4 exons.
AGCCGCCGCCGCCGCCCCGCGCCCGCCGCCAGCCCAGCGCCGCGGAGCGGGGCCGGAGCGGGGCCGCCAUGCGCCCGGGGCCGCGGCUGCCGGGGCUGCCGGUGCUGCUGGCGCUGCUGGCGGCCUUGGCGCGGCCGGGCAGCGGCGAGGAGGCGAUCCAGUGCCCGCCGUGCUCGGAGGAGCGGCUGGCGCGCUGCAAGGCUCCGCAGGGCUGCGCGGAGCUGGUGCGGGAGCCGGGCUGCGGGUGCUGCGCGACCUGCGCGCUGCCCCGCGGCACCGCCUGCGGCGUCUACACCGCGCGCUGCGGAGCGGGGCUGCGCUGCUACCCGCCCCGCGGCGAGCCCCGGCCCCUCCGCACCCUCAUGCACGGCCAGGGCAUCUGCACAGACCUGGCCGACGUCGAGGCCAUCCAGGAGAGCCUCCAGCCCCCAGAGAAGGAGGAGAUCGACCACCCCAACAACAGCUUCAGCCCCUGCAGCAUCCACGACCGCAAGUGCCUGCAGAAGCAGCAGGCGAAGAGGGUCAACAACGGCAACAAGAUGCGCAGCAGCGGGAGCCCUCACCACCGCGAGGACACGCGGGUCAUGGCACAGGGCUCGUGCCAGAGCGAGCUGCACCGGGCGCUGGAGCGGCUGGCGGCCUCGCAGACCCGGACGCACGAGGACCUCUAUGUCAUCCCCAUCCCCAACUGCGACCGCAACGGCAACUUCCACCCCAAGCAGUGUCACCCGGCGCUGGACGGGCAGCGGGGCAAGUGCUGGUGCGUGGACCGCAAGACGGGCGUGAAGCUGCCGGGCUUCCUGGAGCUGAAGGGCGACUUGGACUGUCACCAGCUGGCGGACAGCAUGUGAGCGUCACCGCGGCGGCCCCGCGCCGUGCAGGGCCAGGACCCCCGCCGGGGCUGCCCGGGAGAGAAGGAGAGGGGACGUGAGUGCUGAGCAGCGCCGGGGGACCCCGGGAUGCGCCUCGGAUGGCUCGGCGCUCUGCGGCACCGCCAUGACCACUACCAGCCACCGCCAGGGAUCCCGGCGGGCGCCAGCCGCGCCUCCAUCCCGCACGGACACGGCCUGGGUGAUGCUGCCCCGGGAGCCUGGGCUCGGGCUGCCAGGGUGGAGUGGGCGGGGGGCACCCUCGAUGCUGCUGCUGCUGCUGCUGCCCCGUGGUGCCCGCGGUUUUCAGCCUGGCCCCGCGGGUAGUUUGGACACCUGGCAGCUCUGGGGAGGUGGUGGCAGCAUGGCAUUCGCAGCUCAGUGCCCUCCGUGCCACGCCUCUGCACGGGCAGCAGCAGAAGUGCCUCAUCCUGCCCUCCCUGGUGGUGAGAGGCUGCCCAGGCAAGGACUGGGGGACCUGGAGAGACCCCCCUGCCUGCAUGCCACCCCAAGUUUGUGUGUGAAGGGCAGUGUGGCCACUCAGAGCAAUAAAAGACCUUCCCCCUCCCUGCUGAGCCCCCAGCCCCACAGCCCGGGACCUCCUCCCCACAUCCCAGCCCCAUCCCUGUGCAGGGACAAAGCCUCCCACCCAUCCUGUCUCCCCCUCCUCCAUCCUGGGGUCAGGAUCCCCUGGCAAGCAGCAUUGAGGGGGAGGUGGAGGGGUGAGGGAUGCCCAGGAAACACAUCCCAGGGGGAAGAGCUUCUUUUGGUUUGAGUUUUUUUCUUUCUUCCCCAAAUUUUUUACUAUUUAAAAAAUGUUGUUGGUGGCAUCUAAUGAGUGACUGUGUGGCCCCGAGGCUGGAAUUCUCCAUCCCCAGGGACCAGGGCACUGCAGUGAUGGCUCCUGUCUUCUCUCCUUGGCUAAUGUGACAAAACUGGGAUGGAUUCUGGAAUGUCUCCAUGAUGGGAUCUGCAGAUUUCACCAGCACAAUGCUCUCAGCUGAGAAAUUGUCACUGGUUUUGUACCUGUUUUUUCACAUAGAAAUGCCAUGGAAAGUGUGCCAAAGACAGAGGGGACCUCCCCAAUCCCCUCCUGACCCACCCUCUGGCUCCAUGGCCUCAGUGGUAGGUUUUGGUUUUCCAUGUGGAUUUGUCCUGUCCGAGGCCCCCCCAAUGGGAACGAAGCGUUUCAGUUUUAGUGAAACACCCUCUGCCCUGUGCCCUGCCACCCCUGCCAGACCCCUGCCUGCCCUGUGCCCUGCCACUGUCAGCCCUGUGCCCUGCCACCCCUGCCAGACCCCUGCCUGCCCUGUGCCCUGCCAGACCCUGCCUGCCCUGUGCCCUGCCAGCCCUGUGUCCUGCCACUGUCAGCCCUGUGCCCUGGCACCCCUGCCAGACCCCUGCCUGCCCUGUGCCCUGCCAGCCCUGUGUCCU